AUGAAUCACGCAAAUCAGUCACAAUCUUCGUUGAAUGAUAAUAACUAUUAUGAUAUAUCCAUCGGCAGAAAUGUGUCAGGUAACGGCAUGAACGGUAAUAAGACAUUUCCAUCUGUUUAUCCUCCAAGGAGGGUUGGGUCAUUAAGUUCAUUACUUACUUUAAAUGACUCUAAAAGACCUGGCGAUUACUACAUCCAAAAAAUGAGUAACAGCUCAAUUAACUUGACUGGAAGCAAUCCGAAACAAAAACAUACGGGUUCACUUAAUGUCGCCAAUAGACCUAAGUCUGGCGAAUCCAUACUAUCGUUACAAUCCAAUUAUUCCGACGAGACGUCGCUGGCUAAUUCGUCACAAUUUGAUGUGCCAGAUUCAAGGUUGAGCUCAUUGACUAGUAACUCCCUUAUCUCCCCAAGUCAGUCACCAUCUCAUCAUCAGUUUGGGGCUAAUAAAAAUUCCAGUGCGAACUCUAGUGCAAACACUAGUAAUUCUGCUAGCGAAUCUAAUGAUAAAACUAAUGAUAAAAUUAAUGAAGAAAAUGAAAAUGAGGAUGAAAGCAACGAUCAGAUUAACUCAUCUCUAUCAACACUUACUUUGAAAAAUCAAAGUAUUGAUUCGAAUUCUGAUCUAUCAUAUAAUCAAUCACCAUCUGCAGGCCAAGUUGUUAGACCAAGGUUGAAAGCAUCAUCCACGACAAAUGUCAUCAAACAAAGACCACCGAAGCUUCAAGCAAUGAAGUCAGCCACAUCCUUACAAAGAGCAAAAACAAAAUUCCUUAGUGCGAAAGAAACUAAAGAAAGACAGCAGCUACGUAAAAAGCUUUAUGAUGAAAAUGACGACGACGACAUACUAGCUAAUGACCUUGAUAUUUUCAAUGUUCCAGUUAUUAAAAAUCAUGCUGAGUUAUACAUCAAUAAUAAUUCUUCGAAGUAUUUAUCUCGUCACGAUUUAGUAACUGAUGAUAGCAAAUAUAAUGUAAACAGUUCAACUGACAUGAAACCUUGUCCCUUGCCUGGAAGAUUAAAUUCAACUUCUGACAUAUCUUGCAGCUCUAAUAUAAGAACUGAUAUUUCAGAUGACAGUAUCUUGGAAGAAAAUGAAAAUUCAUUUUCCUUAGGUGCUGAUAACGAUGGUGAGAUUUCCCAGAAUAUUUCAAACUUUUACAACCAAAGAUCGGAGUCAGUUUCAAAGUUAAAGAAAAUGACUAGAGAGCAGAAUAUGAUGUAUAAACUUCCAACGUUUAUUAAAUCACAGUCUUCUAUCGAAGAUAUAAACUUAAUUUCACCUGAGAAGAUAAACUGUUUGGAUCAGACGAGGCCAAUUAAUCUUCCUCCAAAAACUAUUACUGAUAAAUCAAAGCACAAUAAAGAAUUUCAACGGGUGUUAAAUAAUUACGAGAAUAAUACGAAAUUGUUCAAUGAAUCAAGGAAGAGAGUUAGUGAGUCAAUAGUUAAUCAACAACAACAAUGGUUUAAGUUAAUGAUGAGUAAUGAGAAAGAAUUCAACAAGAAAUUGUCGAGUGAUAAGGUUAUGGUUAGAAAAUUAUCGUGGGAAUCAAAUUGUCCUGAUAAAUUUAGGUACGAGUUUUUUAUGAACGCUCUAUCUCAAGAUAAUGAACAGACCAUAACAAACUUAAAGAAUUCCUUCGAGGCAUCGAAAAACAAAUAUAACAACUUAUCUCAUUCGAUUAAGAUUAAUAAGGAUAUUGAAUUUAAAAAUCUCAUUGAUUUAAUAUUGCAAAGACCACUUUAUGAUUCGAUUAUGAAAGAAUUUAAUGAAAAUUCUGAAGUUAAUUUUAGUUUGGAUGACUUUAAGACUGACUUUAAAUAUUUGCUUUAUAUUAAGUCAUUAUCUGAAAGCGGCUUACGAAAACAGGAUGAAAUUUUCUUGAUUCCAUUCUUUUUGAUUUUGUUGCAGAAUGAAAACACAAUGCAAGAGAUUUACGUAUUGAUUGAAUUAAUUAACCAUGAAGUUUUAGAUGGCCAAUUUUUGAAAGAGUUAAAUAAGUCAUUUGGAGCUUGGACGAGUGUUCAUAAUUUUUCUUCGUCAAGUAUUCUAUACAAAUUCUUAUACAAGUUUAACAAUUUGAAAGAAUUUGAAAAUUUGAAUUCCAUUCAUUUUUUUGAAAUGCUUAUUCAAAUUAACGAUAAAUUACCAUUAAGUUUGUCUGCUCCUUCCACUCCGGUAGUUAGCCAAUCUGGGCAAUUUUCAUUUGCGAGCCCAAAAACUAAUGGAGGUGACUCUAGCAAUUCCUCAAAAACAAACUCAAUCGAUCAGAUGAGCGAAUUGAGUAUACAAAAUGCAUUGAAUUCAUCUGCGUAUAAUCUAAUUUUGAAGUUUCUUCAAUUGAUCAUAGUAUAUGCACAUUCUAAGAAGACAAAAAGUAAGAAUAAUUUAAAAGUCUUCCAAAGUUUCCUUAUGAUUAUCUUCCAAUACUAUCACAUAAACUGGAAUAAUUAUAGUGAAUUAGUCAAAUUGAAUAGAUCAAUUAAAUUAAAUAACAGUGCAGAUCAAUCGGCUAAUUUAGAAUGCUUUGUUGAUAAGUGGAAGGACGCUUUCAAAAGAUUUUAA
Debaryomyces tyrocola is the source of this 2568-nucleotide messenger RNA. The record is from the annotation of a GenBank genome assembly. Lineage: Eukaryota; Fungi; Ascomycota; Pichiomycetes; Serinales; Debaryomycetaceae.